UGCUGGGGAGACAAAUAAGCUAUAAAGGGAUGGAGCAAGUCAUGGCCCCUAUUAAAGAGGAUCGUUUGUCUGACAUGAUUAUAGCGUCAGAGGGUAGCCAAGUUAGUCUAUAACUAGAAAAACUUUUAAAAAAAUGAAUAGUCCAGCAGCACCUUAAGGACUAACAAAGCACGUAGAUGGUAUCAUGAGCUUUUGUGGGCACAGCCCUCUUCCACAGAUGACUGGAGUAUUAAAAGUUCAGAUGAUUAUAGCAGCAAGUUUCCCUUGCAUAAUCCGGAACGACUCCACCAAUGGCUCUCUCAGAUGAAACAAGAGAAGUGGGUACCUACCAGAUACCAGCAUUUAUGCAGCGAGCAUUUUGCUCCAUCAUGUUUCGAGUACAGGUGGGGGGUUCGCUAUCUAAAGCCUGAUGCUGUCCCCACCAUCUUUCAACUGUCUGAAAACCCCCUGAAACGGGAGAAUCCUGCCCGGCCUUCAUGUGAAACACAGGCCAAGAAGCUAAUUGUUGAGAGCAGCACGGACAGGACUUUGCAGGGGCCACAGGCCAUGGCUACCCACCCCACUCAUGACACACUGGAAGCUCUCGCCAUAGCUAUCGACCCGGGUCUGUCCUCUGCCCCGAUCUACGUGGAAGCUCAGCCCUCUGUCUCGGAUCUGGACCUCCAAGCCCUCUCCUCCCCACUGGUUGGGGCAGUGAACCUGAUGCCUCUUGUUCAGAUCGUGGAGCCACUCAACGCUGUGGCACUGGCUGUGGCCACCCCCUCGGAGGGUGUAGAGUCCAUUCCUGUCCAUCUCCCGGGCCAGCCGUUCUCUUCCACCGUGGAGCAGCAUGUGGAUUUCUCUGUCGAGGCCGCUCCAGACUCUUUUGUGGCAGAUGUGCCUGAGCACUUUGCCACAGAGAUCAUGGUCUCUUGUGAGGACGCUGCUGUGGUGGCCCAGCCUGAAGGCACCUUUGCUGCUGAGCAGUCGCAUACGCUGAUGGCCACGGUGGACCAAAAGGAGAUCUCCAGCCAGGGCACCCUCUUCGUUGAGAAUGUGUCCAUCCAGCCCCUCCUGGAAACCGAUCCCUCCACCGCAGCUGUCCUCAGCUCCCUGCAGGUGUCGACCACCCAAAUGGUGGCGUAUUUUGAGACCAUCCCCACAGCACCGGUGGUGUCCUCCUGUGCCAUGGGGCCACUGACCUCCAGUGCCUCGCCUCCCGAAACGGUUUUGUCCUCAGCCCUGACAGUGCCCAUCGUUUCCACAGUGCCCAUUGUGUCGAACUACGCCACAGGCUCUUUGGAUGAUGAUUCUUCGUCUUCCACCAUCGAGGUGGAGCUCUGUGCCGAAGCCCUGGAGGAGCAACUUGAGGAGCACCGCUACCACAAGAACGAGCUGACCACCGAGCAGCUGGUCGACCUGGUAAUGGGCCUGCAGAAGAAGGUCAAGGUGCUGCAGCAGAGGCACCGGCGUCACUGCACUAAACUGGAAGCCAUGGAGGGUGUCGUAGAGCAGCUGAGGAAGGAGAGCCUCGUGUCGGAGGAGAAACUCAAGCUGUUGGAGAUGGCUUGCCUGCAGUCCAGCACCGUGAUGCCAGAAAGUGGCAGCACAGUUGCCAUCAUCUGCCAGGAGGAAGACCGGGCUCUAGUGUAUGCUGUUCCCCAGCUCCCGGAGGAAGGGAAUGAGAGAAUCAUCCACGUGGAAGAGCAGUAACCAGAGACCCACGCGCUAGAGCCCUCCAUGCUCUGCUGCAGAGCUGCACAUUCAGGGAUCGCUCAGGUUGCUCUCCCCUUCCACAGGAGUGACAAUUCCAGUGGUGUUGGCAAUGGCGCGACAUCUGUGCAUUCAAUGGCCUUAAUGCUGUAGCACCUUAUUUCGGUGGGGAUGGAGAGGUGGGUGUUUCAAGUUGGAAUGAUUGAUUGUAAAGGGUCUUUUCUUGGGGGAGCAAGUUGCAGGCUAUGGUCAUGCAUCCAAUGCCCCGAGCAUCAGCACCAGGGUAAUAACCACUGAUUAAAAGCUGAUCUUGCCUUAGUUACUCAUGUACUCACUCUGCCUGCGUAUAAGCUGGUUGCUUUGGUGAGAGAGACAAUGAAAAUAAACGGGGUGUGUGUAUAA
Molecule: messenger RNA, 2094 nt
Organism: Pelodiscus sinensis (Chinese soft-shelled turtle)
Lineage: Eukaryota; Metazoa; Chordata; Testudines; Trionychidae
Source: RefSeq, a predicted model, not a curated record